This is a messenger RNA of Pseudovirgaria hyperparasitica, 2325 nucleotides long. RefSeq names its product oligopeptide transporter. The transcript is spliced from 2 exons. Gene Ontology annotation, molecular function: oligopeptide transmembrane transporter activity. Bases 1 to 2325 code for a protein of 774 amino acids. NCBI's taxonomy places the organism in Eukaryota, Fungi, Ascomycota, Dothideomycetes, Acrospermales, Acrospermaceae. Gene Ontology annotation, cellular component: fungal-type vacuole membrane. The record is from RefSeq and is a predicted model, not a curated record.
AUGAGUACCACCGAGGUGCUCGACAGGCCUCUGGCCCCAAUGGGCUUCAUUGACCCUGCUGUCUCGCCCAUGAAGGAAAAGGACGACGUCUUCAACCACCCCGCCCAGACCUCCAAUGAAAAGGAAAUCGAGUCAAAGGAGAUCGACUCUGUCGCCGAGAAAGAGGUCGACGAAGACCUCGACGCGGACAAGGAGGCUGAUGGCAAUGCCAGCUUCAUGCAAGAUCCCUUCCGUCCCUUCGAUAACCUCCCGCCGGAGCAGCACCGCGUCCUGACCAUCAGAGCCGUCUUUGUUGGUCUCUGCUGUGGUGCGCUCGUCAACGCUUCGAAUGUCUACCUUGGUCUGAAGACUGGCUGGACAUUUACUGCGAACCUGUUUGGUGCCAUUGUCGGUUUCGCCGUCAUCAAGUUCUUCUCCCGCACCUUCGCUGAGAACUUCCCCAUACUUGGUGGAAACUUUGGUCCGCGUGAGAACAACAUUGUCCAGACUGCUGCCAUGGCUUCUGGUGGUCUCUCCAACGUCUUCGUCUCCGCUCUUCCUGCUCUCUACCAGCUGAAUCUCAUGGGCGACAACCCCAAGGCCGACUACUGGAAGAUUGUCUCUCUGACUGCCGUCGGUGGCUACUUUGGUUUCUUCUUCGCCACCCCUCUCCGUAAAUUCUUCGUCAUCUACGUUGCUCGUGAGCUUCGUCUCAUCUUCCCUACUGCUUCGGCUACUGCCAUGACUAUUCGCUCCAUGCACGAGGCUGUUACCGGCGAGGCUAUCGCGAAGCUGAAGAUGAGGGCGCUCUCUGCUGCCUUUUCGGCUGCGCUGGUGCUCCGUGUCGUUUCCCAGUACGCUAUUGGUAUCCUGUGGGACUGGCACGUCUUCACCUGGUUCUUCAUCUGGGGCAACUACAACAACAGCGCCCUUGCUGCCGAGAACUGGGGCUGGAUCAUCGAGUUCACUCCGGCCUUUAUCGGUUCCGGCAUGCUUGUCGGUCUCAACGUGUCCAUCUCCUUCUUCAUGGGUUCUGUCAUCGCCUGGGGCAUCAUCGGUCCCUCACUCGUCGCCCAGGGCAUGGCCUUUGGUCGCCCGGCUGCGAGCGUCGAGGAUGGCUAUGGUCCGGAGUGGUCUGGCUACAUCUCCUACGCCUCUCUCAGCAAGGCCUUUUCCAACAAGGACACCCCGUCACCCCGCUACUGGCUUCUGUGGCCCGGUGUUCUUCUCAUGAUUGCCGUGUCUUUUACCGAGCUGUUCCUGCAGUACAAGAUCAUCUUCUUUGCCUUCCGCGCCGUCUUCCGUGGGACCUGCCAGGGUAUCUCUGCCGCAGGCCAUGCUCUGGGCAAGAAAAUGCCGUGGUUCGAGAAGCGUGCUGAGCAGGAAGUGAAUGAUUUGGUCGAGGACCCUGCCCCGGUCGAGGAGCAAGUCAAGUGGUGGAUGUGGUCCCCCGGUCUCAUCCUGUCCAUCAUCUGCAUUUGCGUCGUGCUCGGUGUGGAAUUCGACAUGCCCAUCGGCAUGUCGCUCCUCUCCGUCGUGCUCACCUUCUUCUUCUCCUUCCUCGCCAUCCAGUGCACUGGUGUCACCGACAUUACGCCGCUCACUGCUGCCUCCAAGGCCUCGCAGAUUGUGCUCGGUGGCGCUACCAAGGGUGAGGGAUGGGAACAGGCGCACGCCCAGAAGCUCAACUUGCUUGGUGGUGCGAUUGCCAACAUGGGUGCCAACCAGUCCACGGACUUGGUGUGCGACUUCCGGACUGGCUUCUUGCUCCGUACACCGCCCAACCAGCAAUGGAUCGCGCAGGGGGUUGGUACAGUUGUCGCCAUCUUCCUCGCCCCGGCCAUGUUCGUGCUCUUUGCCUCCGCUUACCCAUGCAUCCUCAACACCGAGAUUGAGAUCUGCCCCUUCUCCGUGCCGUCCGUCGCUGCGUGGCGCGCCACCGCCGUCGCCGUCACCGACCCGACCUUCCCGAUCCCCAAGAGCUCCGGCAUCUUCGCCAUUGUGUUUGCCAUCUUCGGCUCCGCCAUGGUCUUUGUGCGCCACUUCCUGUGGGUCGGCAAGUGGGAGUGGAUGCGCGCAUACCACCCCAACAUGAUGUGCAUUGGUCUCGCCUUUGUGCUGCCGCAGACCUACUACGGCACCGCCAUGUGUCUCGGCGCCAUCCCGUCCUACUACUGGGCCAAGAAGAACCCCAAGAGCUUUGACAUUUACGGCUAUGCCAUUGCGGCCGGUCUGAUUGCGGGCGAGGGUAUCGGCGGCGUCAUCAACGCGCUCUUCCAGGUCGUGGGUAUCGCCGGUCCCGAUCCAUACGGCACCCAGAUCGCCUGCCCGGCGCGGAUCUGCUAA